GGGGGUCCGUGGGCUGAAGCCGGAGCAGCGCUGCAGCCCAGGGGGGAGCGGGGUUGUUCACGCCUUCAUCCGACGAAGAGGAGUCCCUGGAGCUGGAGAGGAGAGAGGGGCAGAAGAGAAACAUUUUGGUUAAAAGCCCUGGUUGCAGCGAUGCGGCGGUGCAGUUGUUGGAGUUUAGCCCCAGCCACACCUGCCCGGGUGUGAGCACGGAGAUGUCGGGCUCCACACUUUCCUCUGGCUGAAGUUACUUAAAUCAACUGAUCUGGGAGCAAAACCAGAAGCAUGCGGUUUACACGACUGUUUGUGUGACAGGACCGGCUCAGCCAAACAGAGGAAAGACUGGCCUUGUUACCAGCAGGAUUUGGACCUGAACGGCCCACAUGCCAGGACAUUCAGACUCCUUUGCUGCAGGAAAGCUUCUGCUCUGACUAUGAAGUGUGAUGGCCAUCACCCUCUCUCCUCUUGCUUGCAUGUCCCGGCGGGAUGCAUACCGUGUUACUGCCGUGCAGCCUCCCAUCUUCACAGUUACAUCCAGCCCUGACCCCACGGCAUGGAGCUUGUGAAAAUUAAACAGAGACCACCAUGUGCUGGGGAACAAGAUGCCCAUGAAGUUUAAUUUCUCUUAGCCUUAAAAGAAAAACUGAGGAGUAAGAGUUAUGGAUCCUUUAUACUUUUCCAACACAUUUAGCACAGAAGCUAGUUCCAGCGACGUGAAUUCCUCACUGCUGACAAAUGUGACAGAGAAUGGGACACUCUCAGAGCAGCCCUCAUUCAAAUACAUCCACAAAGUCCUGAUUCCCAUCUGUUACCUCCUUGUAUGUGCAGUCGGACUCAGCGGCAACACGUUGGUCAUUUAUGUGGUUUUGCGCUAUGCCAAGAUGAAAACCGUCACCAACAUAUACAUCUUGAAUUUAGCUGUUGCCGAUGUACUCUUCAUGCUGGGCCUGCCCUUCCUGGCCACCCAGAACGCCAUCUCCUACUGGCCUUUUGGCUCCUUCUUGUGCAGGCUGGUUAUGACUGUAGACGGUAUUAACCAAUUUACUAGUAUUUUUUGUUUGACUGUGAUGAGCAUGGACCGCUACCUGGCAGUAGUUCAUCCCAUUAAAUCAACCAAGUGGAGACGUCCCAGGGUGGCCAAGCUCAUCAGCGUGACUGUCUGGACAUUCUCUUUCUUGGUGGUGCUUCCAGUCAUCAUCUUUUCAGAUGUGCAGGAAGACUUUCACACCUGCAACAUGAACUGGCCAGAGCCCGUCAACAUCUGGUCAGCAGCGUUCAUCAUUUACACAUCGGUCCUUGGUUUUUUUGGUCCUUUGUUGGUGAUCUGUCUCUGCUACUUGCUGAUUGUGAUUAAAGUCAAAUCUUCAGGGAUCCGAGUUGGGUCUACGAGGCGCAGGAGAUCAGAGAGGAAGGUGACCAGGAUGGUGGUGAUCAUUGUGGUGGUCUUUGUGUUUUGCUGGCUCCCGUUUUACAUGAUGAACAUUGUCAAUUUGAUAUUUAUACUGCCAGAAGACCCUGUGUUGGUAGGGGUGUACUUCUUUGUGGUGGUCCUGUCCUAUGCAAACAGCUGUGCCAACCCCAUUCUUUAUGGAUUUCUUUCUGACAACUUCAAGCAGAGUUUUCAGAAAGUCCUUUGCCUCCAAAAGGGCAAUGGUGUAGAGGAUGGUGACCCCAUUGAACACAGGCAAGAGAACAGCAGCCGCUUGCAGGAAUCGAUGCUAACCCAGAGAAAUAUUGAAUUCAAUGGACAUAUGCAAACUAGCAAGGUCUAAGGGCAUGGUUUGGUACUGCAAAGCACUUGUAGACCUGGAGAACUUGAGGACUUAAAGGACAGUGGGGUUCAUAGCAAAGCUAAAAUCUGCAGACCCACAAGCUCAAAUAAAUGUACAUAGACUUCUCUUCGCUCCCCUCCCUUUCCCAGCUAAAAGUGUUAUGGGCUAUACUGGGCUGUGUAAGCUCUUACGGUGUUUUAGCUGAGUCAGAUGUGUGUUACCACUUUCUGUACUCUAGAGAACUGAUUUACUGGUACACACUGCCAGCUUUGUACUGCUCUAGUGAUGCAAAACAACACUAAACCUGUUUUAACUACCUUGUUAAGCUGAGUUUAUGGCUGCUUUGCACUGUUGGGAUCAGCUCAAAGCAGAAAACAGCUCAGAUAAUAUCUUUGGAAGUCUUCAAGGGGAUCUCUUAAAAGAAAAACACUAUUUCUUAAGAGGAAGUUUCAUACAAAAGAGGCCACAGCACUGAUCUUAAAAUUGUGUAUGAACCAUGGUUCUAGAGUGCUGUGUAGUCCAUUUACAUUGUUUUACUGUCAUUAACCCAUGGAAGAGAUUCAUAGUAUUCAGGAAUCUUUCAAACACAAAAAGAAAGAAUAAAAACAAAACUAGGAAAACAUUGUUGAAAGGAUUCAAUGUAUUCAUAAUACUUUCACAUUCUAAACCAAACUGCAUAUAAAAUGUAAUGUAACCACUUUAUUAUUAUGUAAGUGACGAUGAUUGUGAAGUCCUGGAAAGCUGUUGUGUAUAUGUAUUGGUUCUGAAUUUAAGUAUGGAUGUGAAUAUAAACUGUAUUUUCAGAAAUUAAAACAAGUUCAAUCCC
Messenger RNA from Aquila chrysaetos chrysaetos, 2595 nucleotides. RefSeq names its product somatostatin receptor 5 (gene SSTR5). Lineage: Eukaryota; Metazoa; Chordata; Aves; Accipitriformes; Accipitridae. The record is from RefSeq and is a predicted model, not a curated record. The transcript is spliced from 4 exons. Gene Ontology annotation, cellular component: membrane; neuron projection. Gene Ontology annotation, biological process: regulation of insulin secretion; cellular response to glucocorticoid stimulus; neuropeptide signaling pathway. Gene Ontology annotation, molecular function: neuropeptide binding; somatostatin receptor activity. The coding region runs from base 657 to 1769 and encodes 370 amino acids.